AAGUGUAGAACAUUUGACAGCUCUACACAAUAGAUGUUGGUGAUAUGGCAAAGUUGCUAAUCACAUUUCAUUUAGCAUAACAAUCUAUUGUGAAUGAUGUUAAGUUGUAAAGCGAGUUUAUUUAUAGAAGUAUUUUUAUUGAGUUUAUCAAAUAAAUUUGAAAAAUGUUGGGUUGAAACAAAAAAUACAAAAAUAAUUUAGUGUUUGUAUGCAACGAACUGCAAAUAAUGCAUAGUAAAGCAGCAGAUUGUGGCCCAAGCUACAGCGGGACAAUGCAUGACUUGUGCUCAGGUGGAAUGCAGCUUAGCGUAGGGCAUUUGGAUUUUAAGAGUUUUAAUAAAAAUGAAACACAAACAUUAGAUGCUGAUCAUAUGUUUUCAACUCAGGUUUCGCUCCACACGGAUGAUUUACGUAUUUCGAAAAUUGUGCGACGGCUCCUGGCUGAAAAUGUAAACGCGCAAUUGGCAUUUGAAUUAUUAUGCAAAUUUGAAGCUGCUAUACGCUUACCUGCAAACUCUUCAUUUAUAAGACGGUCUUUCGAUAAUCUGCUUGAAAAUAUGAUAUCGAUUUUGAAACAUUGUCCAAAGGAAACUUUGGAAAAAGCCGGGACAAUAUUUGGAUUAUUAGGCUAUAUAAAUCGAUGUGAUUUUGUUUCUUAUAAAAAUUGUGUAACGAAAGCGUUUCAAACAAACAAAAAUAUACGGAAAUAUUUGAUGAUAGCAAUGAAAACGACAAUUAGUUGUGAUGUGGUGAAUAUGGAUCUGAAUAUAUUCAGUGAGCGUUUGUUAGGUGUUUUGAAAGAUUACCUUGAAAACGCCGAAACUACUGAGAUAUUUAUAAUCAUCAGUGAAACAAUUGCUGAAUUCUCAAAGAUAUAUAAAAAAUCGUUUGAAAUUCAUUUCACAGAUGUUGUCGACAUUAUCGUAGGCUGGCAUUUAGAAGUGGAACAACCGUUAAAACUGAAAUGGCAUUGUGCGUUCGUACUGCAGCAAUAUGCUCAGUAUUUUCUCAAGCAGCUUGAUUUUACAAUUAGUUUACUUGGACAAUUUCUAGAGGAUAUUGUAUCUUUUGGAGAUGAUAUUGCAAAUAAACAAAGUGAAGAAAAGGUGAAACAAUCAUGUGAUAAUCGCAUUGGUGCAUUUAUCGGUGCCUAUAAUUCCAUUUUUAAAGCACUUGCGUUUCAAACUAACUUCUUCAAUUUUGAAUCUGGCGAUGCGAUAAUUCAAAAAGGAUUUGACAUAAUACUAAAAGUUACUAGACAAACAUUGAAUGAUGACUACGUUAGCGAAGAGACCAUUUUAAGCAUUAAUGAUUAUAUAUGCACAUUGUAUGAACAUAAUUUUUCUGUUUCCGAGUUGAUAGAAAUCGAAACUAUUAUUCAGCUGGAAUUAAAUCAUUUGAUGCAUUUUAACGAUCAGCAAACUAGAAGCCUACUUUUUCUUAUCUUAAUUGUUAUACGCUCUUUACGCACUAAUUUAUCCUGCACACUAGUAUCAACAAUAUUUAAAAGUGAUAGCCCAUUAUCAGUUAUAAAGCUUUCCUCACAAGAAGACGCAUUCGAGUUACUCCUACUUAUAUAUUAUGAAGUAUUAGUACUUAAAAAUGUCCCAUUAUUGCAAGAAGCAUAUAAACAUAUACAGAAUGAUAUGAGCUAUGCCAUACAAAUCCUUUCCGGAAUUGAAACAGAAUCAUACUAUAUAGAGAAAGCGAAAGCAAUUCUUAAUUUUAAUUUAACAUCCUUAACUGCUCUUGCUACUCAAACUUCUUCCAUUAUUGGAAUGUAUGCGCUAAAUCCAUCAAUAUUAGAAUUACUUAUAGUAAAUUGCCAAAUAGGUAAUAUGGACAUGUGGUGCAAAUAUUCUUCGGUGCAUAAUUCGGUUCUAUACCUGCUGAAAGUUCACUGUCAAAAUAAUCGAAAUUUUUGGCUUACUUCAAAUAUUUUGGUUGCUAAUCGUUUUAGUGAGGAUAAUCCCGAUGACAAUAACUCGCCCACUUCCGAGAAUUUUAGUUUAAUACUCCAGUUUUUAGCGGACAUUAUAGAGCAAUGCAAUAAAAUCACCAAUGGAAAUCUAAUAUUGCUCUUAGGGUGGUUAAAUAAUCUCCUUGUAGAAUGCAAACAAAAUUCUGAGCUAUUGCAGAAAAAUGAGAAUUUCAUCAGAAUAUGUAGUGCGUUGUCUUCAACGGUCAAGCAAUGUCCAAGUGAAACUGCCAAAUGUCUUUUAACAAUUCUAAUGUAUAGUAAAAUUAGCGAAGAUGUGCUUUUUAUAUUCAGAGAUUUGGCUUUGACUCAAUUAGAUUCUAACAACAUUGAAACUAGAAAUAUCUAUUUAUCGAUCUUUACCAAAAUACCCCUAAAUGUACUACUAUCUCCACUGGAAACGUCGCCUUCAAUUAACAAAUAUGACAUCGAAAUACGUGAGGCUCAGAAGUGGUACAAAAUGUCUACUCACACAGGUGCACUUCGCGGUAAAUAUUUCACACCAAUUCUCGACAAGUUCAAAUUCUCUGCAUCUGUAAUCACAAACUGGGAGCAGCUACUCACGAACGUAUUUGAGAAAUGUACAACACAACAAAAUGGUGACGACAUAACACAUCAAAAAUUAAUCAAAAUAAGCAGAAGAGCUCUAUUUGCUUGGUUUGAACAUGAAGCAGCACGUUACUGUGUAAAUAACAAAAUGCGUACUUCAAUUGGAAAACCACAAGAAACUUUUCUAGCAAUCGAAGCUAUCGUCAUAGAUUAUGCACGCACUUUGGCUACAAUUAACGUAGAUGAUUUAAGCAAAGAAAGCACUGACAAUUUACUUCAAAUCAAACGCAAUGCAUCAAUAUUAUUGGGGUUUUUGGAAAGCCUUGAAAAGCAGAUAUACAAUGCUGGAGAAGGUACCGCUUUUGCAAUAUUGUCACCCGAACAACCCGCAAAGACUUUUUUCCGUGUUAACGCACAUACCUGUAAUGAGUGGUUCAAGCGUAUUCGGCUUGGGGUCAACUUAAUAGCGCAGUAUUGUAACGCUCCUGAUUAUGUUAUACGUUACGCAGAGCACAUACUGGCCAUCGAUCAGCCCAAAAAUGGGCAUUUUGAUCAAGUUAUCACUUCACUAACUUGGGGUCUAUUGCAAGGGAAUGAAAGUGAUAAUUUAAAAGGAUUGUAUACAUGGCUUAAGACAAACGCACAAAAACGAUACCCUUGGAUACUGUAUGCGUCUGAUCAGGCAGCCGGUCGGAGAGAAACUGCAUCUAUUGGGUACGCCAAAAUUCUUGAUGAGUUUGAUGACUCAAUUGACGCAUGCGUUAAAGAUUUCAUAAUUAAUCAGCUAUGGGAUUGCUAUUACUAUACAGGCCAAUGGACAAAAAUGCGUAAAUUACUCGAACGUUUCACCACGUUUAAGCACAAUAGUGUCAUAACAAAUAUAAGAUCAGAUGCGCAUAUAGACGUUAUGGAAGCAUUAAUCAAGGGAUACCAUUCUGAAAAUGAAAAAGUGAAGAUGCGUGAAGCAUUUUUGCAACUGUCAAAUUGGUCAUUUGAUAAUAACGAAGGUGAAGAUCAUUUGAAGGCUAAUUACGUAACUGUACAAAAGCUUGAAGAUAUCUGCUUGACACUUUCCGUGGAAGUGAAUCCAAAUAUUUCGCAAGAGGUACACAACAGUAUUCAAACAUACCUUAAUCAAAGUCUGUUUAACGAUUGUAUUAACGAGUGGAGUAACCUUACGACUGAUUUAGUUAUACUUAAUCAUGCUUACAACAAAAUUAAUGAUGACGAUUUAGCAUGUGGUUUAGAUAGUUUCAAUUGCAGUCAGUCUGUAAAAUCGUCCACAAUACUAACAAAAUGUCUACAUUGGUCUCUGAUUUGUAAUGAAUCCGCGUUAGAUGCCAACAAUAUUAAUAAGAACUGUUCAAUUUAUUUAGAUAUUGCAGCUGUAGCACGCAACGAAGGCAAUAUUAACUAUUGUCAGAUAAUGUUAGAACGCUUUUUUGCUCAAAAAGGAUUUACAGAACCGUUACCCGCAAUAAUGAGUAGCAUUCAAAGUGAGUCAUUUAUUAUUGAUUUCGAAGAUAACGAUUUACAGCGGGCGUACAUUGAGGCAGCUAAAUGUAUUUACAUCAAAUCUGUUCCAGAGCAAGUGGAUGCAAUUAAUGUGGCUGCUGCUUAUUGCAGUCGCGUAGCUGAACUAGCAGAGCAAAAUGCAAAAGUCGUAUAUCCAGUGCAUAGUGCCAAUAUGUUACUUACCAUGGCUGAUUGGAUACAGCAACGAAAUUUCAAUGUCACCAGCAUAAAUUCUCCGCAACUGGAGCACUUGCUGACAAUGUUACCAGAAAUAUCAGUAAAUAUGGCUGAUACCAGCAUGGAAGAAAUAAUUCCCGAUGUAGAAAGAGCAGUAGGUAAAAUUAUUAAUGCAAGUAUAUUCCAGCAGCCAAAUAUGUCGGAAGCUUGGUUCGCCUUUGGUAAUUGGUGUUAUCGGUGGGGCAAAAAGAUGGUUGAAACUCAAAAUGUAAAUAGUGAUAAUUGCCAAAAUGGCACUUUUACUCAAAGUGACCUAAAUGCCAUUCAAGAAGUGUUAGGCACUCAACUCAUAAAUCAAAAUGAUAUAAAGCAACUCUCGCAAGUGCUUUCUUUAAUGCAGCCACAUUCAUUCAAUGGUCCUGAAGAUAUAGAAACUAAUGAUAUCAGUUCAGUGGAUGCAGUGAUAUAUGAGCUAAGGAAAACUGAUUUACUGAUCAACAAAUCACAAGAUCAAAUCCUAAAAAUUAUAAAAAUAUGGCGUCAAGCGCAUAAAAGUAUCUACGUAUUCUAUGAAAUGGCUACAAAGGCAUACUUUAAAUAUUUAGCUAUUACCUCUACAAAUAGAGACUCUUGUGCAAAGCAAUGUUACGCUGAAGAUAGUUAUUUAGUGACUACUACUUUGCGGAUAUUACGAUUAGUAGUUAAACACGCUAUUGGAUUGCAAGAAGUAUUAGAAGAAGGUUUUAAUGCUACACCGUUACAGCCAUGGAAGAUUAUCAUUCCGCAAUUGUUUAGUAGACUGAAUCAUCAUGAACCAUAUGUCCGCAAAAGCGUUUCUGAAUUGUUAUGUCGCUUGGCUGAAAGCCGUCCACACUUAGUGAUAUUUCCCGCUGUAGUAGGUGCUCAGCAAGAACAGAGAAUGAUUAAUUAUAGCACAACAUCAAAGAAUGCUGUUAUUGGUGCAACGUUAUUAAAAGACGGUGAAAAUCAGUCAUCUAAGCUAUCAUAUUGCUUUAAUUCACUACUCCUAACACUUUCCAAACAAACCCCGAAUGCAGUUUUACAUGUGCAACUUUUGGUUAAGGAAUUGAAACGUGUCUCAUUGUUGUGGGAAGAAUAUUGGUUGCAUGCGCUGACUCAACUUUGCUCUGAAUAUGCUACCUUGUUUACCUCAUUAGACAUUGAACUAAAAAAGCGUGUGGAUUCAAAAGAGAAGCUGAUAUCAAAAUUCGAAAUUCUUUUAAUACAUUUGGUCAAGGAUUUGGAAAAAAUUGCCAUAGUUACGUCACAAAAAGCAGAAACGAAUUACGAACGAAAUUUUCAAACUCAAUACAAUGGUUUGAUUAAGAGCACAAUUGCGGAACUCAAGAAACCUUUUAACAUCAAUAAGCCACAUGACAUUAAAUAUGCCAUUAAACACCUUUAUUCUGUAUUUCAGCAACGUUCUAGUAGAGGAAUAGUUUCUACAUACAAAAUAUCAGACCUUAGUCCAGUUUUGGCACAGAUGUGCGAUACCGAAAUAUCUAUGCCUGGUGUCGAGAACUUUGACAAAACCCCAGUUUAUAUAAAGUCGGUUGACAGUACGGUUUACAUACUUCCCACUAAAACGAAACCCAAAAAAUUAGCAUUUUUUGGAAGUGACGGUCGUAAAUACACUUAUCUUUUUAAGGGAUUAGAGGACUUGCACUUGGAUGAACGUAUCAUGCAAUUCUUGUCAAUUGCGAAUUCUAUGAUGGCACGUUCAAUCGAAGAUCCGCACAAUACUAAUUGCUAUAAAGCACAGCACUACUCUGUCAUACCGCUUGGCCCACAAUCUGGUUUAAUAAGCUGGGUCGAUGAUGUGACUCCACUUUUUUCACUUUAUAAAAAAUGGCAACAGCGAGAAGCUACCAUUAAACAAGAACAAAGACAACGAAAGAACAGUAACAAUGAGCGGAACACAGCACCAUCAACGGUAACUCGUCCUACUGAGGUAUUCUACAACAAACUCACGCCACUUUUAGCCGAACAUAACCUCAAAGUAACAGAUGCUCGUAAAUUAUGGCCACUAAGUGCGUUACGUCAAGUAUAUGAUGAUCUUACGGCAGAAACUCCUAAAGAUUUAUUGGCUAAAGAGCUGUGGUGCUAUUCAGAAAACGCAUCAAAUUGGCGCAAAACUGUACGCAAAUAUGUGAAUUCCAUUGCUGUUAUGUCCGUUAUUGGAUAUAUCAUUGGGCUUGGUGAUCGUCAUCUAGAUAACAUACUUAUAAAGCUGAGUUCCGGAGAAAUUGUCCACAUUGACUAUAAUGUAUGUUUUGAAAAAGGGAAAACAUUACGUGUUCCUGAGAAAGUUCCCUUUCGCAUGACACCUAAUUUAGUAGAAGCUAUGGGGCUUACCGGAAUUGAGGGUGCAUUCCGACUAGGCUGUGAGUAUGUGAUGAAAACACUGCGUAAAGAGAAGGAAACCCUUUUAACUCUUUUGGAGGCAUUUGUCUACGAUCCGUUAGUGGAUUGGACAGUUGGUGAGGAUGGUGUUACUUCAAACCGAGCUACUACUGCACAUGAAGCAGCAUUGAGUAUAUCAAUUCAACAGGCAUCUACAGAAGAAGCACGUAAGAGUAUAUUGAAAGCACACAAGCCUGACGAUUUUAUGAUUAGGAAACAUCAUUUAGGCUUAACUCGCCAAACUAUCGAUAAGAAAUAUAAAGAUAUCAAGCCGCGCUGGGAGAAAUACAAGAAUGAAAUAAUUUCUAAAUUAAUGAGUAUUGAUAAUGAAACUGAACAAUUUAUCAAGCAUCGUGAGAUAUAUCAGCAAGCAGAGAAAGAACGCACUGCGCUUAGCAAGCAAUUAGCCAAAAUACACGAGUUAGAAGCAUUAGGGAGUGCAAUGAGUAGUCAUGCAUUCAAUACCAUCUCCCAACGGUACCAGUCGUUUAAAAGAAACGCCGUUGAAUUCUCCAACGUUAAACAAAAAAUCGAAGAGGAUAAUAACCGCAUCAAAAAGUUACUCUCUGUUUAUUUCGAUGACUUGACAAGUACAACAGCUCAUCAAAAGCUUAAAUACUUACAGUUGCAAAUCUCAGAUCAGCCGAAAGCAAUGUAUAUCAGUGAGUUUGAUACUGUGUAUGAAAUGCUUAAGCAAAAUCCUCAACAUGCUGAUCUUGACACUGGUGCAAAAAGGACACGAGCAGAAAUGGAUUCAGCAUAUACGAAGCUAACCGGUGUCGCCCAUGACUGCCUGGAUGCAUUGGUACAAUACACUAGCAUUAUGCAGUUUUAUUCACGUACACAAUUGCAACAGCAUCGUCUUGUACAAACUGAACAGAUUUAUCAAGAGCUGUUGGAACAAAAUAAGUUAACCGAAUCUUUAAAGCAGUACAUAGACGACUUGAAAAAAUUUAAACACACACAGGAUGCUGCUAUCAUAGAUUCUAUACGAAAAUAUUCGCAUGCUAUGGACAAUAUAUGGGAACAGCUCAAUGGCGAAUUAUCUGCUGCGGUUAAACAUUUCAACUCUCACAAGCAGAAGAAGUUCAUAACUGUUGAAGUUGCCGAUAACGCAAUUCGUGACUUCAUAUCUAUCAAAAAACAACACCUUCAAAUUUUGCAACUGUCAAUGUUGGAUAUACUGUCUAAGGGAAACAGUACAUUCCUGCAAGUUGAAGAGGAGGCGAUCAUUAAAAAAGAUCCCUAUUUGUUGGAUCAGCAAAUCGAUCAUAUCAAUAUUUAUCUUACACUUUGCCAAUCUAUUUUCUAUGAGGAUAAUCAACCUAAUCUAAUACCACUUCAUAAAUUGCUUUCUACUCUACAAGCUCUACACACAUUGAAAUCGGCAUUCUUAUUGGAUAUAACAGAACGAAUCAUAUGGCUGUUUGUAGUCGAUAAUGAUGUUAAUCUACAAAAAUGCCUGGAUAUUAUGUGUAGUACUCCAAGUAGCUUGGCUGAAUUUUGUAAAAGUCGUAGAAGUCGAUUGACUGAUGAACUGUUUACGCUUUUGGCAGAAAUAAAUUCAAUUUUUGACAGAUUUGAAAGUGAAUUUAAACAGCUAAAACGUAUCAGACAAAAUAUUUUGGAUAAAAUGGAAGAUUGCAAAUAUAAACAAUUCGUGCAAAUGAGGACUUUCAGCAGUGCCGUCAAUGUUAUUAGUACGAUUACCAGAAGUGAACUGAUAUCACAAAUCUUCUCUACAAUUCGUAAUCACGUCACCUCACUGAGAAGUUUUAGAUCUCAAAAUGUUUACGAUAUUAGAGAAAUAACGAAGAUUGUAACAGAUUAUGUAGAUCACUUAGAGAAUUCAAUUAUUAGUGGACUUGCGCCUUUAUUCACACAUUCCUUAUAUAAUGAUCUUAAAAGUUUUGUUCGAUACAAUUUGGAAGGUAUAGAGAAAACGUCAUUAGCUCAAGCGGAAGAACUUUGCCGAAAUUUGUUUGUGGCGCUCAAAUACAAGGCCAAUCACAAAAACUUCCAAAUGCGGAUAUUACAACUAAAAACAUGUAUAAAUCACUACACUCUGGUUGAAAGUGCAUACUAUUGGGCUAAUCUAGAAGUUCUAAGUAAUCCCAAGGUAGCGGUCAAAAACGUCAUAGUUAAAGGAAAUUUAAUAGAUUCACUACAGGAAACCAAAGAACGCUUAAUGACUGGAAACAAUGAAGUAUCAGAUCUUCAACGAUCUCUUGUAAAGUAUAGAAAUAGCAUUGUUCAUUUAAUUAAUAAUGAAGAAAUGAAAACUGCAUUUUUGGAUGGAAUUGAACUUCAGAACAGUCGUUUUCAAUUUUAUGAACAAAUGACGACGACAUUGAAGGGUUAUGUUAAUGUAGUUUUGGAAUUUGAACAGAAUCACAAUGCAAGUACAACAAAUAAAGAACUAUCUAGUACAUUGGAUGAGUGGGAAGAAGUGUAUAUUAAGAGUAAUCGUAGUGAGGCUGUUAUAACACCAACGGAAGUUCGAAUCGUUGAGUUGCUUGAUCCAGAAGGUAAAGUAGAUCAGAAUUGGAUCAAGAACGUGCUUGGCCUACUUGAUGAAAUGAGUUUUGGGGUGCACCGAAAAUUAGAUAGCUUGGAACAAGAGGAAGAAAAAAUUAAAUCAAUAUUCCUGGUACAAUCUGAACAAUUGCAGUCUUUGUUUGAAACUUCAGUUCGGCUAGAAAUGCGACAGUUGCUGCGAUCAAUUUCCAAAAACGAGAAGUAUAACAAAAAUGGUAAAAUUGAAGUAACUGAAAUAGCGACUGUCGCACGGCAACUGCAUCAAACAUUCAAACAAUUCUAUACCAAAGUGAGUGAACUGCAAGUAAACCUUGGCGCUGCGGAAUACUCUUCUGAUGCCCUUUAUGAAAUUAAGAAAUCAGUGUCAGAGCUAUUAACCGCCGUCGAACAGAAUCAUAACGAAUUCAUACAACUACUCCAGAAAUUUCUGUACGAUGAGGAAUUGAUACUGUCCACCGCAAUCCAAGGAGAGAAUCCAAAUUCCGAUAUUUAUAAAAAUGAAAACCAUAGCCCUAAUACUUCGGAUAAGAAAAAUUAUAACCAAGCCGAACAAAAACUGAAUGUGCAUGCGGUAGCCGUUUGGAGAAAAGUACGUGCCAAACUUGAGGGUCGCGAUCCGGACUCCAACAAACGCAACACAGUAGCCGAACAAGUUGAUUACAUUAUACAAGACGCCAUGAACCGUGAUAAUUUAGCUCUUCUUUACGAAGGUUGGACGCCUUGGGUGUAAAAAUAGAGAACGGCAACUCCUUUGGGAGUAGGAAUCCAAAUCGGUUGACACAUACCAGUUUCAAAGUUGUCGAAAUGUUUAAAUUUAGAUAUCAAUCAAUCAAUCAACACACUUUUCAGAAAGUAUCACCGUCAUUUAGCCAGUCAGGUGAUAACCUUUUUAAUUGAUGUGUUGUUAGCAUGCUUUGCAAUCGUAUGACUUUCAUGUGUUUGCAAGUUUAUAAUUCGGGAGAAAUUGAAAAAGCCGCGCAUAGGGUCGAUUGAAGCCCUGGUUAAGGAAAUAUUUUAAAAUUUGUUUAUGUCUAGAACAAUAUAAGCUUCCUCUUCGAUGAAUAUGGCCUUUUCAUUUCAUUACAGUUUUAAUUUCACCUCAUUCAAAUUUUUACAAUUUAACCGUUUUUGUGGGUAAUCUAAAUUCAAAACUUUCCAAACGACUAGCGACAUUAUGUUUUUAAUUUAAAUCAAUUAAAAUUUAUGCUAUAAUUUAUAUCUUUU
Messenger RNA from Teleopsis dalmanni, 10405 nucleotides. It is a transcript of the gene nonC, whose product is annotated as serine/threonine-protein kinase Smg1. Gene Ontology annotation, cellular component: nucleus; TORC1 complex; TORC2 complex. Bases 228 to 9911 code for a protein of 3227 amino acids. Gene Ontology annotation, molecular function: protein serine/threonine kinase activity; protein binding. Gene Ontology annotation, biological process: nuclear-transcribed mRNA catabolic process, nonsense-mediated decay; phosphorylation; negative regulation of macroautophagy. The record is from RefSeq and is a predicted model, not a curated record. The transcript has 10 exons. Lineage: Eukaryota; Metazoa; Arthropoda; Insecta; Diptera; Diopsidae.